Candidula unifasciata is the source of this 1032-nucleotide messenger RNA. The record is from the annotation of a GenBank genome assembly. Lineage: Eukaryota; Metazoa; Mollusca; Gastropoda; Stylommatophora; Geomitridae.
AUGGCUGAUACAGAGAUAGAGAGAAUCAUCUCUUUAGCUCGAUAUACCAACUAUGCAGCAUUAUUUCCUGUUUUACUUUACCUUCCGAUUGGACUUUUGCUGGGCUUAAUUCGGCUUUGUAUUUUUAUACACAUCUGCCUGUUAUCAUAUAUCUUACCAAGUAGCUUCCCCUUGAAAAGAGUAAUUCUGAGAGCCAUGCUGUCUGUAACUGGUCUUCCGAUUGCUGUUCACGGAGCACUUAGCACAGAUGUCAAGAAGAAAAUCUUAGUUUCCAAUCAUGUCACCAGUUUAGAUCCCUUUAUUCUUGAUUUCCUUCAUCCAGACAUUCUUGUUUUGGAGAGUGCAGGCUAUUCGAAGAGUUUGCUUGAACCUUGCAGGACAUUUGAGAUACCUGCUGACAGAAAUCGACAGGAUAUAAUUUCCAUGAUUAAAGAGAAAGUGACAGGAAGUGAAGAAACUCUCCUGUUCUUCCCAGAGAAAUCAAAAACCAAUGGCAAAGCGAGUUUGUUAAAGUUUAGUCAUUUGCCAUUUGAGUUGGACUGCCCAAUACAGCCAAUCACAAUUCAGACAAACAGAUUCUUCUUUGACUUUGCUGUGUCAACAUACUCAAGUUCGGCUUAUGAAGACUUGAUGUGGUGUCUAAUACUGCCAAUUACUUUGUUUAAGAUAAAGUAUUUACCUGUAACAGAGAGAAAGAGAGAUGAGACAAGAGAAGAAUUUGAACACCGAUUUCAGACUAACAUGGCUAAAAGUUUGGGACUGACCAUGUCUUGUUAUGAUCAUCAUGACGUGACGGAAUAUCUGAAGAAAAAAUCGAAUGUCAUACAAGGUAAGCACAGAGAAAGAUUAGAGACCCAGACUUCUCCGGAUGUUCAGAUUCAAGCUCAGGUGAAAGUAGACACAUCUGAUGCUGAAAUAGAUCAGAUGCUGCGACAAGUGAAAGAGGUUCUUCCUGAAACUCCAGCAGAGUGCAUUAUUUCAGAAUUAAGUGAGUCUUAUUGUCUUUUCCUUCUUAGUUCUCACAGGCUGUAA